CAUAAAUCCAAGGACAGAAAGUUCUCUGCUACAUGAGCUAUAACUUAUAGUGCAUGUUAACACAAAAAAAAAAUGUUGCUUUCAGUACACAGUAUGACAUAUAGGUGACUGGAGAACAGGAAAUACCAAGUGCUUGUAAGUAACCUCGUUAUAGUUCACGUUCAAACAACCAUUUACACUUAAAAUCCUUAGAGGGAGUUUUGAUAGACUGCAUAAAUAUAUAAAGGUAAAUCAAAGUACUGCAACACACUUAAGAUGUCAACAUUCCUCAAUUGUUAAUACAUGUUAUUGUCAGUUUCUCCCUGCCACUGCACUUGUAUGGUUGUCGAUAAGUACCAAUUGUUCUAUUUACAUGUUUAUUUUCAUAUUUACAAUAUACUAUGAAACAAUUCCCCACAAUCUAUCCUUUUCAAAUCCUAACUUUUCUCUCCUCUUUACCUAUAGUCAGUAUUGUUAACAAAAUUAAGACUGGGUUGUAAUGCUACAAUUUUUAGAUAUGGAUAAUGUACCACUCCAUACCAAGACUGUUUAUUUCUCCUUAUAGAUCCAUUAUGGGACAGUCUAAUUGCUCUCAUGCGUCAAACAUAUCUUAGUUUGAAGUUUGAUGAAAAAAUUCUCAACUUUUUAAACUGUUUUAAACACCUAGCUAAAGGCUUAAAUGGACAGACAGCUAAAGAAAGACUUGGCAAACACCAUGUGCCCAUGUCAUAUAUGUGGGUUGGCAUAAACAUUGAAUACCGUACUAAUUUCCUUAAAAAACUGAGAAAACCACCUUAUUACACCAUGUACACACUGACUCAAUACAAUCAUGUGAGCAGCUAUUUAUAGAUAGAUGGUUAUACAUAUAGUUUUAGAAAACCAUUACCAAUUGUGUAUAAGUAUACAAGGAAGUUACUAGUUUUGCUGAUCACAUGCUUCGUUAGAUUGGAGCAAAGAACCGAUAAUCCACAGAUUUAGUGUUUUAUUGAUAAGAAUUUGCAAAGACCGAAUCAAUAUGGGUACUCCACAAUAUGCUUUGAUUUGUGAUACCUGUAGGGAAAACAGGACUCUUACCAGCCACUGUGUAGAUUGUCAUGGAAGUAUGUGUAUAGAAUGCAUGAAAAACCAUCAAACACUGUAUGCAGACCAUAUCACUUUGCCCAUGGCAGAGUCAAAAUGUCCAGACCACCUUAAAUUUUAUUCAGUGCACUGCAAAAUGUGUGAUAAGCCAAUUUGCAGAGAGUGCUUAACUGGUUUCCAUAAUGGUCACAAGUAUUCUGAUAUGAAUGUGGCCAAACAAGAGAAAUUGAAUGAAGUGAAAACGUACAUGAAAAAUCUACAUGAGAACAUUUCUCCUCUGUACCAGUCCUCAGAGGAUCAAGGCAAAAGGCAACUGGAUGAUUACGCUUCAGAAAUAGAGAUGGUUAAAAUCAUAAUUAAUGAACAAAGAGAGAAAUUAAAGUCAAAGAUUGAUGAAUUGUGCAACUCCAUAAUAUAUUCAGUUGAAACAACUCUUGAUGCCCACAGUGAUCAGUUAAAGAAAGAAUUGAGAAUCAUAGUAGAUGGAAAAACCCAAAUCCAAAAUGAAAUUAAAAAAUGUAAGGACUUGACAGAAAAAGGAAUUCUGGAGAUAAAGGAAUUUCUUGAAACUCUGCCUCAUUUACAGGACAUACCAGACAGACCCCCAGCUUUGUCAAAACCAGUUCCUUCCAAAUUUUUCCCGGCAGAGAUAUCAGAGAUAGCCUUGAAGCAAAUGAUUGGCAGUGUUUUGCUGGUUAGGGUUCACAACAGUUUCACCUGUAAGCUGCCUGUGCCAUAUGUCCAAGCUUGUUCAGCGAAUGAGGUUUGGGUUAAUUUCGAAGACGAAAAGAUGCUCACCAAAUAUUCCUAUCAACAAAACACUAAAAUGGCCAUAGAAAAGGAAUCCUUGAAACUGGAUUUUAAACCUGAAUGUUUUCUUUUGCUGAAAGGGGAUUGUCUUUUGGCCUCUGAUAGGUUUAACCACUGCAUUUGGAAAAUUGACAAAAAGAGAAAACCACAGUCCUUCAUCAAAAUGUCCCCAAACAAUCCAAAGGGACUGUGUCUGAACAACAGGCAAGAACUUGUUGUAUGUCUCUCUGGGCUGACAGGUUGUCUCAGAGUCUACCAAAAUGAAAAAACUUACAGAGAGAUUGGAAAUGAUGUACUAAAUGCUCCAAGAAGAGUUGCACAAAAUGGAGAUGAAAAUUACAUUGUAUUGGAUGAUCAUCUUCAGUCUCACUUUAUGGUUGCCAUAGAUCCAAAAGGAAAUUGCAAGUGGAAAUUUUAUGGCCUUGAAGAAAACAAACUGAAAUUUUCCCCUAAGAGUGUCUGUUGCGAUUCUCUUCAGAACAUCAUUGUGUCUGACUUUGGAAACCAUUCAGUUCUGCUUUUGGACAAAAACGGAAAGUUCCUGAUGAAUCUUCUGUGCAGCAGAUAUGGCUUAUGGAGCCCGCGAGGUAUGUGUCUGGACAGUGAGGGAAAACUUUGGGUGGGGCAAGGAAAGGAUGGGAUGGGAGAGUGUCAUGUUGUGCAAUACAUCAAAUGAUUUAGAACCGUUUCAACAAGAGUUUGGACUUCGGGGAGUACGUGAUAACUCCGAAAACUUUGGGUGGGGCAAGGAAAGGAUGGGAUGGGAGAGUGUCAUGUUGUGCAAUAUAUAAAAUAAUGAACUUUUAUCCAGUGAAAAUAUUGUGCAAUGCUUACAUUUUAUUGAAAUUGGUAUCUUCAUAGAGAGAUGACAGUGUAUAUAUAAGUGCAGUUAAUUGCUUGUAGUAGGAAAAGGUAGGCUAGGAAACAGUUAAGACAGCAAAAUAAAAAUACCAACUUAUUAAUUAGGGUCAGAUGUGACCUAUUUUCCAUUUCUUCUUUUUUUUCUAUAUCAACAAUGUGAAGAUUUCUACUAAGUAAAUCUAUAAUUAUACUGUCAUGUUAUAUGAUACCCUUUUUUUUAAAUUUAGAUAUAAAGUGUUCAAUUGAAAAUAUAUGCAUGCAAUAUGACUUUAUCUAUAAGCAUUCAAAUGCAUUUUGCAUGCUAAAUUAAGGAUGAUUCUAAAUAUUCUAGCUCCAAAAAGAGCCUGGUAAUGUACCCUGAAUUUUUGGGAAUUAAUUAACAGGUUUAAAUGUUAAUAAAUAAGGAAUAAUAAAUCAAGGAAAAUAUAAUAAAAUUGAGAAAUGUCUCGCAUGUCCUUAACUUUUUAAAAUCUGAUUUCGAUUAUAAAAAUAUAUAUUACCGGUAUACAAAAGGAAAUAUGAAUUUUUUUUUUGUACUUAUAUAAGUUCAAUACUCGAAGAAUAUAUAUAUAUAUAUAUAUAUAUAUAUAUAUAUAUAUAUAUAUAUAUAUAUACAAACUAGUGUAAGCAUACCAAAAUACUCAGUGUCAUGAUUUAGAACACUUUCAUGCCAGUUAUUUUGUAGAGUGGGUCUGCCCUCCAUAUUUUUGUGAAGGUUUAAGUGUGAUAAUAAAAGAAUACUAUGGUUUCAUAGAUAUUCUUUGUACCUGAUUUUUAUUGAAUUUCAUUCUUGCUUUGAUCCACAAAACUUGAUGCUCAUUGAAGUGUAAUUUCCCAUAAACAUAUUGCAUUGUAUCCUUGAAACUGUGAUUUUCACUAAAUCCAUGAAAAUUAAUGCCUAGGAAUAUAAAUUAAACCACAGCAACAGCUUCUAGCAAAUGACCCCCUAUACAUUUGAUGUACUGUAAGGUACCAGGCAUUCAUAUUCAGUGCUCAUAUUUAUAUCUCUGUAUUUAACUGGGUGUGAGAACCUGAUCAGAUAAUUUAACAGUAUGAACAUGUAUUUGUUAAUGCAGCUGCAAAUGCAUCCUGCAAGUUUUAGCAGUGGAAUUGGUUACUUAGGAAAUAUGUAUACCAUUGGUCAUCUUCAGUGUACAAGCUCAUGCUUUAAUAAAAACAUCAGAAAACUU
This is a messenger RNA of Magallana angulata, 3920 nucleotides long. RefSeq lists its product as uncharacterized. The transcript is spliced from 2 exons. The record is from RefSeq and is a predicted model, not a curated record. Gene Ontology annotation, molecular function: zinc ion binding; protein binding. The coding region runs from base 995 to 2545 and encodes 516 amino acids. NCBI's taxonomy places the organism in Eukaryota, Metazoa, Mollusca, Bivalvia, Ostreida, Ostreidae.